Molecule: messenger RNA, 3276 nt
Organism: Besnoitia besnoiti
Lineage: Eukaryota; Apicomplexa; Conoidasida; Eucoccidiorida; Sarcocystidae
Exons: 1
Coding region: 1-3276 (1091 amino acids)
Source: RefSeq, a predicted model, not a curated record
AUGAGAGGAGAGGGCGGACGACCCGUCUUGUCCAGUUCCUCUAAAGAAGAGCGGAUCGCUGAGGCCUCGUCUCGUGGCUUCAGUGCUUCGCUUCUUUCGCAAGAGGGGACAAAGCACAGAGACAGGCAGUCUCCUUCACUCCGGCCUUCCCCGUUGGGGGGAAACGCGUCGCCAUCUGGAGAACUCAAGCCCGACGGCGUGACACUGUGGCGAUGCAGUGGCAGGGAGGGGGCGAAGGAUGUCGCGGACGAGGAGGCAGACGUAAGCGAGAGGCCAGAGAGGGUCCUCCUCUCCUUUUCGCCUACUCUUCUUCCCACGCCGUGCACAAGCAACUGUGGCGGAGAGAAGGACUCGUGGAAGAAGGUUGUGGACAAGAAGUCCGCCGUCAAAGAGAACUCACGAGCAUCCUCGUUUGGCGCUUGGCGCUUACCGUGGCUGCGUUCGAGCCGCCGAAGCCAUCAGGAGGAGGAUAGACGCAAAGAUGAGAAGCCGCGUGCGCUUUACGUCAGGGACUUUGGCGCACCUUUUUUCUUCGGGUCGUGCGUGGCGCGAGUGUCUCGUCGCGAGGGGCCUGUGGAUGCGGUCUUCUUCCCCGGUACGCUGAUCGCGAUUCCCAGGUGGUUCCUCCUCUGCAUGUACGCGAUCUCGGCGUUCGUCACAGGCUGCACGUACUUUGACUGGCCCGCCUUUGCGCACCUGCUGUUCAGGUCGGGGGCGUUCAGCUGGCAGUGUGCUCGCGACGCAGCUGGCCAUUUUGUCACGGACUUCCGAGAGCUGUCAGGCGACACUUCGUCGGUCAAGCCGUACAUUUGCGAUGAACAGGACGCCUUGGUCGCUCGGCUGUUCACCGUGGCGCAAGUGUCUGAGUCCUUCAUGUGCAUUGUCUCAGGGUUCCUGCUAGACAGCCUCAGCCCGCUGCUUGUGGCGCUCUUGGGUCAGGGACUGAACAGCGCGGGGUGGAUCCUCCUCGCCUGCAGCUCCGAAAGCUUUCCGGCCUACAUUCCAGCGAUGAUCUGCAUCGGCUGCGGGACAGAGACUGGCUACCUGCCUCUGGUGCGCAUUGCACGGCUCUUUCCAGGCCACGCAGCGGUCGUCAUAACCUUCAUCGGGGCGGCCAACAGCGGCGGCUUCGCGGUGCCGCUCAUCUUGAUCAAAAUCUGGGACGCGGCCGGACCCACGUGGUCCUUCGUGGACUUGUGCGUUUUCUACAUUUGCCUUGGUCCCUUACUCAGCGCCAUCAUUGCCGUCUGCUUCAUUCCCUACCGGGGAUUCAGCUCGGUGCGGGAGGGUGACGCCGACUGCGACGUGGACGGCAAGCGGCGCAAGGGGACGACGGCGCACUUUGACGCGGAGCCCACGGGCACCGAACGCGGUCUUUCAGUGCAACUCUCAGCAAGCCUCGAUGAGCACGAGACGCGCCAGGCAGGGGCUUUCGCCGGCUCCUGGGACGGCAGCUCCGCUCUCGCGAAAGGACGCCACCACGUGACGCGCGUGAGCACUGCCGCUUCCGACACCGACGCCGUUCGCUGUUCCCUCGACUCCUUGCUGGAUCCCUCGCCUGCUCACAGCCGAAGAGGGCUUCAAGCAGCGCGCGGGGACCCAGGCGCCGCGGGCAUGGGGACGGGCGGAGUGGAAGGCCGCAGUGCUGCACGCGGAGACGUCAGCGAGUCGCGGGCGCAUCCCCCUGGCCAGUGGCGCCACCAGGACGAAGGCGCCUUGCGAACCUCGAGCGACACCACGAAGAACGGAAACGCGGGACAAAGGGGGACUGGGGGUGGCGCUGGGUGCGACGCGGCGGGAGACCGCGGCCGCCACGUGCUGCUUCUCCGUCGCUGGCAAGGUGACCCUGCAGAGGCUGAGGCUGUCCCGCGCGGCUCAGACUUUUCAGAGGCGCCGCACGGGGAACCUAAUGGAGUCGGAGCGCGCAAACCAACGGAGGCAAGACACGCGGGUGACGCAUCCACUGACCCUAACCUGCUCCAAGAAGCUGAACAGACGCCGCAGCUGCACUCGCUUUCCAGUGUCACGACGGAGUCGGCCGGCUUCGAAGCCGCCGACGGGCAUCUCAGCAACGAGUUGCAUCCCUGCAGAUCUGCGGACGAGAAGCAGUGGACCAAGAAGGGUUCCGGAGGGGAGUUGGCUACACCGUCCGUAAACAUGGUUCCUCUGUGUCAGACUUCUGCAUUUCUCGCCUUGUCGUCGUCAUCCGGCCGGCCGACGUUUUUCAGUCAGCUGUUUUCGAAGCACUUUCUCUGCAUCGCCAUAUACUCGAGCGUAACGUCUGUCGCAAUCGCGUUUCUCCAGAGUGCCUCCUCACGGGUCUAUACAGAAGAGGUGUCUGAAGUCGCGGAAGUUGUGCUGUGCUUCACGUUCGUCCCCUGUGUGUUCCUGGGUUGGGUCAUCGACUCCUACGGAUCGUUCCCCACGUUCCUGCUCAUGAACACCAUGGGGCUUAUUUCCAUAGUCUGCGCAACGAUGUCCACGUCGUCCACCAUCCAGUACGUCUCCGUUGCGGCUUUUUGCAUUCACGUGAGCAUUGAUAGCGAGCAGAUCUUUUGCUACGUUCAGUCUGUGUUUCGGCCUGAACACUUUGGGAAGAUCAGCGGCGCAUUCUUGGCUUGCGACGGAUUCUUCUCGCUUCUUGCGAUCCCCCUCUAUGACGACCUCACCGUCCGAUUUCUCGGCGGCGACGUCCGGCCGGUUUCGAUAGGACUGGCGGCCGCCCUGGUGUUCUGCUACGCCCCUGUAAUCGCCGUGUGGGUUUUCCAACAGAAGCACCCGGAUCCAUACGGCGUGAGCUCCCCGCGCAGCGGCGUAGAGAGCCGAGAGAACUUGGGUGCGGCCGACAAGUCCAAGGCUGCGGUGGGUGUGAGCGAGGGAGUGGAUGAAGCGACGCUGCCGGAGUCUUUUGCUGACGAAGCACACGUCCGCGGGGGAGAUGGCAAGGCUGGUGCCGGAGGCGAGAUCCAAAUGAGGAAGAAACGCGGUUCGGUCGACUAUCCAAAGAGGGUCUUCCGCCCAAGUCAAGGUCCCCAUUACCACGAAACGGGGCAGGAGCCGGGGUCUGUGGCGCUGGAAGGCGAGACGCACGCAGAAGGCGCCGGCGGGGAGAGCGCUCAGAGGGACUCCACGACCUUGGACAGACAGAGGCCAGCCCCAGAGAGGAUGAUGGAGGCAGAGCAAUCCGCGCUAGGACUGAGCAGGAUGUUGCAAGGGACAGAUGUGAUCAUCCCUGUGUGGACAGGUGAAGACAUGCCAAGCAGGUGCGAGCCAUGA